Molecule: messenger RNA, 894 nt
Organism: Phlebotomus argentipes
Lineage: Eukaryota; Metazoa; Arthropoda; Insecta; Diptera; Psychodidae
Exons: 3
Coding region: 64-894 (276 amino acids)
Source: RefSeq, a predicted model, not a curated record
AAAGCAAAAUGAAGAUCACCAAAAGUUCACUUCCGCACUCUCAGAUUCAUUCCAGUCGCUGAGAUGAGGAGUACAUUGGCUGUGUUCCUGGGACUCGUGGCGUUCGCUUCAGGAGACUGGCUAAACAAUGAUCUUCAGCAUGAGGAAGUCUACUUUUAUCACUUGAAGCCCAAUCAGACUGUGAAGGAAGCUCUCCUGGCCAGAGCUCGUCGACCAGCUGAACAGAAUUGCAUGUGCACAACCACCCAGUGUGAUUGCUGUGCAGGACUCAAGUUCCCGAGGCUCAAGAUUGACCGGCAGAUCUGCACAAAAAUGAACUACAACAGGCAAACAUCCCUCCUCAGAAUGGGAGUCACCAUGAAUGGGAAGCAAGUUGGCCAGCAGACAAUUUUCGUUCGCCAGUCAGACGGUUCUGGUGGUGGCCAGGAAGGCGGAGGAGGAAGCAGCCCAUCUCCCUUCUGUCUGCCCAUUCCCAUUCCCUUCUUCAACAUCGAUCUCUGCGUGAAGCUCUUCGAUCUCGACACGCCCGGACCGAAUCUGCACAUGUGCAUGGAUUGGCUGGCCAGAAUCGCCUCGGUGCCCAUCAUUGUGCUCCACUUUGACUGUAUGCAGAUCGGCCUGGACGGUGUGGCCUUCAUGAAGCCCGGAGAGACGCUGGAAAUGCUACCUGGUGGAGUGAAUCCCGUCGAUCCCACCAACCCAAUCAUAGAGCCAGGCUCUCCAGUUCCGGUUUCUCCGGUGGCGCCUGUGAGUCCAGUGGCUCCUGCGCCUGUCCAACCGCCGGACACAGGUAUCAUCACAUCGCCCAGUGGCCCGAAUCUGCCCCAAAUCGGCGGCGAUGGAAGCGAUUUUGACCCCGUAGAUGAGAUUAAAAUUAAACCGUGGUACGUUUGA